Molecule: messenger RNA, 588 nt
Organism: Symbiodinium necroappetens
Lineage: Eukaryota; Dinophyceae; Suessiales; Symbiodiniaceae
Source: the annotation of a GenBank genome assembly
AUGGCAGAGUCAAUGGCAGCAUCAGGUGAGGGGCAUGUGAUGCAGGUGGUGGUUGCAUCGACUGCACACAUGAAGGUGGCAGCCGUGCAGAAACUGCUGGCUGAGGAGUCUGCCAACGUUCAAGGGGUGAAGGCAGCGAGUGGUGUAAACGACCAGCCAUUUGGCCACGAGGAGACGAUCCGGGGUGCAUUGAACCGACUUGCGGAUGCCAAGUUGAAAGCACCAUCCGCUGAUUUAUACGUCUCUAUGGAGAAUGGCUUGUUUGAGGUGCCUGGCGAUGGCCACGAGAUGCUGUGCUUUGAUUUGGCCUGGGUUGCUAUCGAGGAUGCGAGAGGGCAAAGAUCCCUGGCUCACUCGGCGGGGGUGGAGAUGCCCGGCGUAGCAGUAUCGGCUGCCAAAGCGAGCUGCUUCUCCAAAACUGCGGGAAGUGAGGUUGCAAGAGCUGCAAAUCAGUCGCCUUCGAGUGACCCGGUGGACCCGCAGGAUCCGCACGCCUACCUCACCAAUGGCCUGUGCUCGCGGGAGGAACUGCUUCUGAGUGCCUUGCGAAUAGCGUUGGGGCAGAUGAAGCAGAAAGCAACAGCCUAG